Messenger RNA from Paramuricea clavata, 213 nucleotides. Lineage: Eukaryota; Metazoa; Cnidaria; Anthozoa; Malacalcyonacea; Plexauridae. The record is from the annotation of a GenBank genome assembly.
CCUGCUGUGGGCUUUUUUGUGAGCUUGCUGUGGACUUCUGGAAUAGUGGAGGAAGACCCAAGAGAAUCGAAAGCAAUAUGCUGUAAGGGGAAAUGCAUGAAAAAGGACAAGAGGGAAGAAUUCCUUAGAGAUUGGUUGGAAGACGUUGGAGCUGUGUGCAAACAGAAAUCGGAGAGUGAAGAAAAUGAAGAGGAGUUGGAAGCUGAUUUAUAG